This is a messenger RNA of Chara braunii, 1070 nucleotides long. The record is from the annotation of a GenBank genome assembly. NCBI's taxonomy places the organism in Eukaryota, Viridiplantae, Streptophyta, Charophyceae, Charales, Characeae.
GCAGGCAGGCACGGAGGCAGGCUUGCUAGACGGACGGCAGGCUGGUGCCAAGGUUGAUGAGGCGGCCAAGCAGCUAGAGAGAUCCCCACCGCCACCGCUGCUGCUACUGCUACUUGCUGCUGUUUUGCUACUUGCUGCUGUUUUGGCGGCUGCUGCCAUAGUGAGGGGAAAAACACAAAGCGCAUCCUCGGCUCAACCAUGGCCCAGCAGCAGGGCGCAAAGCGCGCCGUCACUACCAUCCGUCUGAUCAUUAACGCGGGUCAAGCGAAGCCUGCUCCCCCCGUCGGACCCGCCCUUGGUCAGCACGGCCUCAAUUUAAUGGGUUUCUGUAAGGAGUUCAACGCUCGCACGCAGCAGAUGAAGCCUGACGUGCCCGUCCCUGUCACUGUGACGGCGUAUGCUGACCGCACAUUUGACUUUCAGAUCAGAUCCCCGUCACCCAUGUACUUCCUGAAACGUGCGGCUGGAAUCAACCGCUGCGCAAAGAGUCCCGGCCAUGACGCAGCAGGCACCGUCACUCUGAAACACAUCUACGAGAUUGCGAAAAUCAAACAGCAGGAUCCGGAUUGCCAGUAUCUCUCUCUGAAGGGGAUUUGCACAUCGUUGAUUGGCACGGCAAGGUCCAUGGGGAUUAAAGUUGUCAGGAACCUGGACAGCGAAGCCACAAACUGAUAGAGAUGAAGAAGAUGAAGAUGAAGAUGAAGAUGAGGAUGAGGUGAAGAGGAUGAAGAGGAUGAAGAGGAUGAGGAUGAGAGAAGUGCCCUACUUUUUCAAGGAUUGUGGGGUGGGGUGUGGCCACAUGGGGCGGGGCAGGGUUGGGUUGGGUUGGGUAGGGCGGGGGGACGGGGGUGCGGGGGGGAACCUUUAAAGUUUCUAUCAAGGAGUGGAUGGUCUAUGCUAUUGAAUAAAUGACUUCUUUAGGGGCCUUGGUUGGUUUUGGGGUUUGGGGUUGGGGGGAAAGACUUUAAAAAAUUGGUGAGGUUUUGGGGCUUGAAAGAAACAGCACCACUCAAAUAGCCUUUAAAGUUUAAAAUUUAAAUAAAUAUUACCAGUAAAUUCCUUGCGAGACG